Messenger RNA from Pungitius pungitius (ninespine stickleback), 3047 nucleotides. RefSeq names its product NADH-ubiquinone oxidoreductase 75 kDa subunit, mitochondrial-like. NCBI's taxonomy places the organism in Eukaryota, Metazoa, Chordata, Actinopteri, Perciformes, Gasterosteidae. Gene Ontology annotation, molecular function: NADH dehydrogenase (ubiquinone) activity; iron-sulfur cluster binding. Gene Ontology annotation, cellular component: membrane. The transcript is spliced from 18 exons. Gene Ontology annotation, biological process: ATP synthesis coupled electron transport; cellular respiration. The coding region runs from base 405 to 2594 and encodes 729 amino acids. The record is from RefSeq and is a predicted model, not a curated record.
CGUAAAUAGGUCGUACAGAAGUAGCUAGAAUAACCGGGACGGACUGACUUGCCGUGUCUGACUUCGCGUUAGCUUGUUUUUUGAGUAGCUGACACUAACGCCACCAUCAGAACGCGCUAUAAACGAGCGACCGUUACAUCUGACGUAAUAUGACGUGUCCGAGGUAUUUCCAACGGGCACGAUGAACCGGUCAGUAGGGUGUCACUAAGACGUGUUUUUUUUUUUUGGUUUUGUUGUUUUGUUUUAUUUAAAACGUAGCGUCGCACUUUAGCUGCUCCGCGGUGACUGACGUCGGCUAGUUUCAUUCUGCUGUUGUUUCGCUAGCUGGUCGCGAGGAUGCUUUGCGGCUGGCUGUGACGCACCAGUUUUUGGAGCGUCUCACGUGACGUUGACUCUUUUCCAGCAUGUUUCGUUUGCCUGUCGCGAGCCGCAGCAUGUUUCCUGCAGCCAUCGUCAGAGGAAGGGCAAACAAAGCAGCAGCAGCAGCAGCCGCCAGCAACCUCAUGGAGGUGUUCGUGGAUGGGGACCCCAUCCUGGUGGAGCCGGGGACAACUGUGUUGCAGGCCUGUGAGAAGGUGGGGAUGCAGAUCCCUCGCUUCUGCUACCACGAGCGCUUGUCUGUUGCAGGAAACUGUCGCAUGUGUCUUGUGGAGAUUGAGAAAGUUGCUAAGCCGGUGGCAGCCUGUGCGAUGCCAGUGAUGAAGGGCUGGAACAUUCUAACCAACUCUGAGAAAACAAGAAAGGCAAGAGAGGGUGUCAUGGAGUUCCUACUGGCUAACCACCCGUUAGAUUGUCCCAUCUGUGAUCAGGGGGGGGAAUGUGAUCUACAGGACCAGUCCAUGCAGUUUGGCAGCGACAGGAGCCGCUUCACCGAGGGCAAAAGGGCUGUGGAAGACAAAAACAUCGGCCCCCUUAUCAAAACCAUUAUGACUCGCUGCAUUCAGUGCACUCGCUGUGUGCGCUUUGCCAGUGAGAUUGCAGGUGUGGAGGACCUGGGUACCACUGGCAGAGGGAACGACCUGCAGAUCGGGACCUAUGUGGAGAAGAUGUUCAUGUCAGAGCUGUCUGGAAAUGUUAUCGAUAUAUGCCCUGUGGGGGCCCUGACCUCUAAACCAUAUGCAUUCACUGCUCGCCCUUGGGAGACAAGGAAGACCGAAUCCAUCGAUGUUCUGGACGCCGUGGGCAGCAACAUCGUGGUGACCACUCGUGGGGGCGAGGUGAUGAGAAUCCUGCCUCGUCUUAAUGAGGACGUUAACGAGGAGUGGAUCUCGGACAAAACUAGGUUUGCGUAUGACGGACUCAAGCGGCAGAGGCUCACUCAGCCGAUGGUUAAAAACCAGUCCGGGGAGUUGGUUCCCACAACCUGGGAGGAUGUGCUCCCUCGAGUGGCCGGAGCGCUGCAAGGAGUGGAAGGAAAUGCUGUUGCUGCCAUUGUCGGAGGCUUGGUGGAUGCGGAGGCUCUCAUUUCCCUGAAAGAUUUGCUGAACCGUUUGAAUAGUGACAACCUUUGCACCGAAGAGGUGUUCCCAAUAGCUGGAGCUGGAUGUGACUUGCGUUCCAACUAUCUACUAAACACUGGGAUUGCUGGCAUUGAAGAAGCCGACCUGAUGCUUCUGGUUGGCACAAACCCACGCUACGAGGCCCCUCUUGUCAACGCACGAAUCAGAAAAAGUUGGCUUCACAAUGAGUUGCAAGUGGCUCUUUUGGGGAAGGAAGUGGACCUCAGUUACACAUAUGAUCAUCUUGGGGAGUCCACCUCAAUUCUUCGAGAAAUUGCGUCAGGAAAACACCCGUUCUCCCAGGUCUUAGCCAAAGCCAAGCAUCCUGUUGUUGUGGUCGGCAGCAGCUGUCUGCAGACAGAGGACGGCGCUGCGAUAAUGGCGGCUGUGUCGAGCAUUGCUCAGAGCGCUUGCGUUAGCAGUGGCGCUGAGAAAACCUGGAAGGUUCUCAAUGUGCUUCACAGGGUUGCCAGUCAAGUAGCUGCACUUGAUCUUGGAUACGAACCAGGUGUGGACGCGAUCAGAAAGAACCCGCCCAAAGUGCUGUUCCUACUAGGAGCAGAUGCUGGCUGCAUUACUCGCCAAGACCUCCCUAAGGAUACCUUCGUUAUUUAUCAAGGUCACCAUGGCGAUGUUGGGGCAUCAAUGGCUGAUAUCAUACUUCCUGGAGCUGCGUAUACUGAGAAAUGUAGCACCUAUGUCAACACUGAGGGCCGUGCCCAGCAGACCAAAGUGGCUGUGACUCCCCCGGGCAUGGCGAGGGAUGACUGGAAGAUCAUCCGAGCAAUAUCUGAGCUUGCUGGAGUACCUCUGCCAUAUGAGACCCUUGAUGAAGUGCGUGACAGAAUGGCAGAGGUUUCCCCAAAUCUGGUGCGAUAUGAUGAUGUCGAGGAGGCCAACUACUUUAAGCAGGCUUUUGAACUGUCUAAGGCAGUGGACCAGACUGGCCUUACUGGACCUUUAGUCCCUCCACAGCUCACUGUGAAGGACUUCUAUAUGACAGAUCCGAUAAGCAGAGCCUCCCAGACAAUGGCCAAGUGUGUGAAAGCUGUCAGGGAGGGAGCACAAGCCGUGGACGAGCCAGUCAUAUGCUAAAAGACAAUGGAUAACCAUCCAAUCCUUUAAAAAAUGUUUGUAUUUAUAUACGCACAACUCAGCUAUUUGCACAUUUUUGAAUUGUUUAUUUUUUUAGUUUUAUUAUAGUUGGUGCCUCAUCAUCUAUGCAAAUUAUAAAAACAUACUUUAUUAACCUGCAGAGUGGAUAUUUAAGCUAAUUUACCAAAUUUCCAACUAUGCUUUCCCAAAAGUUUGUUUUCACCUCCUAUGACUUUUUAGUAAGUGUAACUAAAGGUUUCCAAUCAAAUGCAGUAUCUUGUCUUUUAAAGUCCCCCCCAUUAAAAGUGUUAACAUUAUAUUUUUCGAUAGGAAAAUGGAGGUAUAUUGUAUUGGUAUUUGUGUAUGAAUCAUUUUUCUAUAGAAAGCUUAAUAAGCCUCCCAGUCUAAAUGUGCGUUCCUAUUAAAAAAAAAUGUCAAAAGUUCUUAAAAGUA